Amborella trichopoda is the source of this 408-nucleotide messenger RNA. Lineage: Eukaryota; Viridiplantae; Streptophyta; Magnoliopsida; Amborellales; Amborellaceae. The record is from RefSeq and is a predicted model, not a curated record.
AUGGGGGCUCUCUGCUCUCGCAAAAAAUCACUUGCCCCAUGCACGUUUCAUAUGUUAAGCUUAAUCAGCAUUUUCUUUUGGGUUGGUUGUUCGUGCCUGGAGAGAGAAAGAGCAGCUCUCUUGGCAUUCAAAGCUUCCUUCCUCAAUCAGAGCAGUGCAUAUGAGCGAUUAAAGUCAAGGGAUUGGUGUCGGUGGUGGGGAGUGAGGUGCGGUAAUGAGGGUCAGGUUGUUGGUUUGGAAUUGGUUUAUUUGGGGGUUGCGAACAAAGAACUUAAUAUCAAUCUCACUUCUCUUCUUAGGCUUGAAGGACUUCAGUUCCUGAAUCUUGCAGGGUACAAGUUGGGUGGUUCGUUCACCAUUAAAGCUGCUGAAUCUCUCACUCUUGGCACUCUUUUUCUUUUAAAUUAA